This is a messenger RNA of Sitophilus oryzae (rice weevil), 1611 nucleotides long. RefSeq names its product mitochondrial GTPase 1. NCBI's taxonomy places the organism in Eukaryota, Metazoa, Arthropoda, Insecta, Coleoptera, Curculionidae. Gene Ontology annotation, cellular component: mitochondrion. The coding region runs from base 251 to 1204 and encodes 317 amino acids. The transcript has 2 exons. The record is from RefSeq and is a predicted model, not a curated record. Gene Ontology annotation, molecular function: GTP binding; GTPase activity.
UAUCAUGGAUUUAUCUGUGUUAGUAACUCUAUCAUCAGGUCGGAUAGUCGUAGCAGCUUAAAAUAAAAAAAAUAAGCCAAUAAAAAAAGAAGAUGAAUUAUUGGAGGUUAAUAAAAUCGAAUUUGAUGUGUUUUGUUUAUUUUUGUUUGAGAAGAUAUAAAAUAUUGUUAAUUAAAACCGAUAAGGAUCAAAUGUUGAUAGCGUUAAAUUAAAGGUUAUGUACUGGAAAAUUUUACAGACAUUUUAAGAGAUGUACCAAAAAAUCGCAAAGGAAACCUUCCGAAGUGCUUUCAAAACUAUAGAUAAAGACAUUCUGAGAUGGUUUCCAGGCCAUAUGGCCAAAGGCCUUAAACAGAUGCAACAGAAACUUAGAUCGGUGGAUUGUAUCAUUGAAGUACACGAUGCUAGAAUUCCAUUGUCUGGACGAAACGGCGAGUUCAAGUACGCGAUAAGCGGCAUCAAACCCCAUAUUCUAGUAUUAAACAAGGUAGAUCUAAUAGAACCCCGCUUUAAGAAACAAAUAACCGAACAUUUAAAAUCACAAUACGACCAUAUUUUAUUUACAAACUGUCGAAGUCAGACGUGUCGCGGUGUUAGGGCCGUAUUCCCUUUAGCCAAAGACCUAAUAAAUAAUUCUAAUAGAUACAAUAGAUCAAACGAGGAAGAUUAUAAUAUGAUGAUAAUUGGAGUGCCUAAUGUAGGAAAGUCCUCGCUUAUUAAUGCCUUAAGGGCAAAACAUUUAGGCAAAGGGAAAGCUUCCGCAGUUGGAGCGACGCCGGGUGUCACCAGAAGCGUCCUACACAAAAUAAAGAUGUCAGAGAAGCCUUUGUUCUAUAUGUUAGAUACACCAGGAAUUUUAACUCCAAAUAUAUCAGAUAUAGAGAUGGGUUUAAAAUUGGCUUUAUGUGGUACAAUUCAAGAUCAUCUUGUUGGAGAGACUAUUAUAGCUGAUUAUUUGCUCUAUUGGUUAAAUAAUCAAAACCAUUUUGAAUAUGUGGAGUAUUUUAAAAUGGAUAAACCAAACGAUGACAUUUUAGAAGUACUAGCUCAUAUAUGUAAACUGCAUAAUAAAAUAUUACGAAUUAGGAACCAACUGAAUGAGUAUGUUAUUAAACCGAAUUUAGAUGCAGCUGCACAGAUCAUGUUGAAAGCAUUUCGAGAUGGAAAUUUAGGCAAACACAUGUUAGAUGAGGAUUUGUUAUAGGCAAUUUUUUUUAUUAAUAUAUUGUUGUAUAUAAAUCAAAAAUUUUAGGCGAAAGAUUUUUAUUUCAAAUAGAAUCUGAUAAUAACUGUUUUAUUAAAAUAUAUACAGGGGUCUAUUUUAAAAACUAUGUAUUGUCAUAAGUAAUACUGGAAUGAAAUUUCCACUGGAAAAAUUAGCAAAGAUAAAUAUAACAAUAAACGUAUCUUUGAUAUGAUAAGGGUGGUCAGUAUUUGGUUCUAUUUACAAUUAUUUCUGACUAAUCAAACUUUUUUUUUUUAAGUCUAAACUAGACUAUUUUAGUAAAUUGUAUAAAACUUUAAUUCCAUAGCACUGUCACAACAAAAAUGUUCUUUCCUAAUGUACUUUUGUACUGUGUAAAUAAAUACCUAAUAAAUAACUUUUAUAUA